AUGGUGUUGGAAUUAAAGAAAUUAGUGAAAGGAUAUGAAAUUCAACCUUACGUAAAGAAUCAGCAGAAAAAUAGUAGCAGAAAUAACAAAAGUGACAUAGGAUUUGAAAUGAUGGUGGAA
This is a messenger RNA of Entrophospora candida, 120 nucleotides long. NCBI's taxonomy places the organism in Eukaryota, Fungi, Glomeromycota, Glomeromycetes, Entrophosporales, Entrophosporaceae. The record is from the annotation of a GenBank genome assembly.